Molecule: messenger RNA, 474 nt
Organism: Racocetra fulgida
Lineage: Eukaryota; Fungi; Glomeromycota; Glomeromycetes; Diversisporales; Gigasporaceae
Source: the annotation of a GenBank genome assembly
AUGACUGAUAAUAUUAAACUUCAUCCUCGUCUUGGCUAUUCUGUGAAUUUUGGGUGUAUUAUUGGAUCUACUUUCUUACUUGAACAAACUCACAUUGAAAAUUAUAAUGAAGUAAAAUUGAUAAUUCAAAAUAUAAUUUCAAAUAAUGCAAUUGCAAAACAAGUUUAUUUAUAUUUACUUCAAGUAACAGCAGAUAUUGUGGUUAAUUCUAAUUUAAUUGAUAUUUGUGAUGAUAAUAUUGAGAAAGAUUUAAGGGAUGCAUAUCUUGAGCUAUCUUUUUUAUUAUCAGAUACAACUUCUUUAAAUAGUCAGGAUUUAGAAUCAAAUGAAAACUUUGAUACUGGUGUUACUAAAUCUGGGACUUUGAAUAUUUUUAUCUGGUUAAUUUACGAAGAAAUCAUGAAGCCUAUAAUAGUCAACAUAUGGAGUAAAAAACAAUUCGUAAAACUCAACAAUUUAAUUAUACAAAUUUAA